Molecule: messenger RNA, 1749 nt
Organism: Coccomyxa subellipsoidea C-169
Lineage: Eukaryota; Viridiplantae; Chlorophyta; Trebouxiophyceae; Coccomyxaceae
Exons: 8
Coding region: 1-1749 (582 amino acids)
Source: RefSeq, a predicted model, not a curated record
AUGUGGCGCCCUCAGGAUCUGACCACGCCACUCAUCAGAAACUCCAAGUCAAGCUUGGACGUGCAUUGGACGUGCGAGCGUGGUCGCCCCCUCAUCAGCGGGCACUUUGUGGGUACCGCAGCAGCUCCUCACUGCACGUGCUGCGACUUGGACUACUCUCAACCCCUGGCCACAGCUAUGAUGCGCUUCCUGCACAUCCCCACAAUGGAUGACGUGGAGCCAUUCUUUGAGAAGCUGCGGCUAGCCGCCAGGGACACCAUCGGCCAUGUGGUCUUGAGCGACACGCACAACUGGCAAGUGACAUGCAUGAACUGCCGCAUCGUUCUUUGCGUGGCAGCCAUGGGGAAUGGGCAGGUCCGCCUGGUGAAGAAUGAAAUGGGGCACGAGGUGCCCAAGGGGAACCAGCUCUGGUGCUUCACCUGCGCUAGCCGGCUCAGCACCGACGCACAGCAGAUUUGCAAGCUGUACCCGCUUGUCACAGAGAAAAGCUGCCUGGCUUUGUUGCAUUUCAUCCAGAAGGCGGGGCCGCGCAAGGUGGAAAAUGAUGAGCCCAAGAGCAGCACCGGGAGCACACUGGGCGGCGAGACGGCCGUCGACUUCCAGCAACUUCUGGAGUCCACAGAUGACACCGAGCUCUACAGGACUGUGGUGGACUCUUCACACUGCCUCAAUUUUACCACACCGGAAGAGAACGACCAACUGGGCAGCGAGAUCGAGGCUGAGAGACAUUCAGCGGCAAUGGAGAUCGCACUCAAGUACACCUGUCAUCCCAAGAAAGGCUUCUACCUGCGGGGCAACAUUGUGGCGAAGGGCAGUGGCCCCGGAACAAUGAACACCAUCGAGCGUUUCAUCACGACGCGCCGCGGAGGCGACGAACAUUUCUUCACGCACCCUCGCGACUGCCACCUCGGGCUUGUUGACAUCCACAAGUCUUCGAUGUUCAUGAUGGGAGGCAUCCCGACAGGAACAAAGCAGCAUGCAGACGCAGCACAGGGGUCGAAUACAUUGUUUGAUGUUCAGAACCUCCCAACCCACAUGCUGCGCAAGCUUGACAGGCUCCUCACCACAGAUCAGAAGAUCCGGGCCACGGCAGCCAAAGCGGGGGGUUACUUUGCGACUUGGUGGUUCUGCAAACCGGCCGUAGCUGCUGACCUCAACACCUACCUGGCUGAGACGUACAAGGGCUCAGGAGGCCUCAUGGCGAAGCAUAGGGACGGGGAGUGGCGCCUCACAGUGGAGGAGAUGGAGGCCGCCCAGGCUGCCAUGGGGCUGGAUGAGCGGGACCGCUACAACAUCCAGAUCUACCAUCAGAAGGCAGGGGAGACGCUGUAUGUGCCCUCCGGAUGGAUACAUCAGGUCAUCAACCACCGGCCCAACAUCAAGAUUGUGUGGGAUUUCCUGGAGCCCAAGAUGCUGGACCGCUAUGUGUGGACGCACGAGCACAUCAACACAAAGCUGUUCGACCCCAAUGCAGGCCAGCCCGGGGACUACUCCAACUGGUCCACAUGGAUGGAUGCAGAGAUCCAGGAGAUUGCCAAGGAGUGCCCGGCAUUCCUGCACAGCAAAAGAACCCUCCCACCCGACAAUCAGGGCGAGAUUGACACGGACCUCGCCCCAGAUCAGGAGACACAUGCCACAGCGGCUGAAGAGGGGGGCUCAUCAGCAACUUGGUGGUUCCUCAACCCUGCCAAAAUCUAUGACUCCAACGCCUGCUUGGCUGAGACGCACAUGGCUACAAUGGCCUCAUGA